CCAACUUCUCCUUUAACAAAAUAAACUCGCAAAAAAAAAGAGAUGCCACAGCUUCAUCCAGUUGCUACUAGUCAUCAGAAUUUCCACUAUUUUCCGCGUCUGCCCCCGGAGAUCCGCCUUUUGAUCUGGAAUCUGUGUCUACCGCGCCGCAUCAAUGACUACGACCCAAACAGCCUCAUCAGCUUGCCUCGCAGAUGUACCUUUCUCCCCGACGUUGAUCGCGACGAUGAGUGGGAUGAAUGGGAUGAGUUCAAUGGGUACGAUGAUAGGGCUGCCGGAAACAUCUGCGAAUGCGACGACGACCAUCAAAUGAAGAUCAACAGCAAGCCACCCGUCAUCGCAUCCGUUUGUCGCGAGUCGCGAAACUUGGUACUUCAGCACGGGCCCAUAGAGAAGCAGGGCGAUUACUGCGUCUGGCGAGUCCCAAAUACAGGCCGCUUCACUAUUUGGGAUAUUGACUUGCCGGCUGGUGACUAUGAUUCAGACUCCAUGCUCCCAUGGGACGUCGACUUUCAGAGCAUGCUGCAAGACUGGAGAGCCAUGUUCGCCUGGGCAGCCAAACACAACACUCGCCUGUGUAUAUACUGGGUCUUUAUGAAGCUGCGGGCCUUCGACUGUAUAUUUUAUGGUUCCCCACAGGCCGCAGUCAUGGCAGAGACUAUGGACCUGGCGAAGAAUAUGGUCAUUCCAGUCAUCUUUCGGACAAUCACAUUUCACAUCUCCCAAAAGGAAGCUGCCCGAUCUGAUCUCUUUGGCAGACUGGGCGAGGAGGCAUGCCAGCUGGUAGACGUGCGCGACCGGAAAGCCCUCAUAAGAUACUACUGCUUAUGGGAUACCAUCGUGCCGGACGAAUACGAGCACAAGAAGCACCAGUGCCGAGAAGUCCUCUUUACAUUUGUACUAGGCAGACGAGGGUACCGCAGCGCAGUAGCGAAGUUGAUGGCGCACUGGGAGCACUAUUUCUUAUUUGCUGCUUGGAUUUCCGUCAUGACCAAGAAUCCAGAUGAUACAGCGUUAUCUGGAGCGUUUCCACGUUACGCUGAAUAUUCUCUUAGCCGGUCUUUCCCGUCAUCUAGAGCCUGUCCUGCAGACGAUACUCAUCCGUGGAUUAUUGCGCGCAAGGCAUCAAUGCCCGUCUUCCAACCCAAGAUUUGCUUCCGCUUCUGCCCUAGUCUAAAGUGUCGAAUGCUGCUGGGUCGCAGUCGAUUCCAGUUCCAAAGGCUCUCCAAGGAAGAAACCCUGCAGCGGUCGCUGCGUGCAAAGCAACGCUGGCGGUUCCGUGGACGAGGACGCUGGCGUUGGCGGUCGUGGGCGAGAGGGAAAUGGAAGAAGUACAGAGGAAAAGCCCCAGGAUUACCUUAUCGAAAGCGUCUGUUGUAUUACUAAAGAUCCGCCCUUUGAUCUAGAACCUAUGUUUGCCACGCGAUGUCAACGACUAUAAUACUAAGCAACUAUACUAGCUUGUCUCGCCGAUGCACGUUUAGCUCUAGCGUUGAUAGCAACAAUGAGUUCGACGAUACACUUACAAGUAAUAUCUGCGAGUAUAAUGACGACUGUUACAUGAAAAUUAACAGCAAGCCGCUCGUGAUAGCAUCCGCCAGUCGCAAAUCCCGUAAGCUUGGUGCUGUAGCAAUGGCCCAUAGAGAAGCAGUCAAGUCUAUUCUUCAUACAGAGUGCAUCAGGGAACUGUUGCGAUGCUGCUUCGAGCAGGCGCCAAUGUAAAAAUGUACAGGGCGAUGAGUAUGGCAAUG
[Torrubiella] hemipterigena is the source of this 1751-nucleotide messenger RNA. The record is from the annotation of a GenBank genome assembly. NCBI's taxonomy places the organism in Eukaryota, Fungi, Ascomycota, Sordariomycetes, Hypocreales, Clavicipitaceae.